CACAGAAGAAAAGCUUGGCCAAGCAGAGAAAACAGAAUUGGAUGCUCACUUAGAGAACCUCCUUAGCAAAGCUGAAUGUACAAAAAUAUGGACAGAAAAAAUAAUGAAACAAACUGAAGUAUUAUUGCAGCCAAAUCCAAAUGCCAGAAUAGAAGAAUUUGUUUAUGAGAAACUGGAUAGAAAAGCACCAACUCGUACAAACAACCCAGAACUUUUGGGACAGUACAUGAUUGAUGCAGGGACUGAGUUUGGCCCAGGAACAGCUUAUGGUAAUGCCCUUAUUAAAUGUGGAGAAACACAAAAACGAAUUGGAACAGCUGACAGAGAACUCAUUCAAACAUCAGCCUUAAAUUUUCUUACUCCUUUAAGAAACUUCAUUGAAGGAGAUUACAAAACAAUUGCUAAAGAAAGGAAACUAUUACAAAAUAAGAGACUGGAUUUGGAUGCUGCAAAAACCAGACUAAAAAAGGCAAAAGCUGCAGAAACUAGAAGUUCACAACUAAACUCAGCUCGCCUUGAAGGAGAUAACAUUAUGGUAAAUUUCUCUUACAUGCUCAACUUCCUGCAUGUAAAAUGGCUGAAGAUUUGGGCAGAGGAAGUAACAAAAUCUGAACAGGAAUUAAGAAUAACUCAAAGUGAGUUUGAUCGUCAGGCUGAGAUAACCAGACUUCUGCUAGAGGGAAUCAGCAGUACACACGCUCAUCAUCUUCGCUGUCUGAAUGACUUUGUAGAAGCCCAGAUGACUUAUUAUGCACAGUGUUACCAAUACAUGCUAGACCUCCAGAAACAACUGGGAAGUUUUCCAUCCAAUUAUCUUUCUAACAACAACCAGACUUCUGGGACUCCAGUGCCAUCGACUUUAUCAAAUGCAGUUGGUUCUUCUGCCAUGGCUUCAACCAGUGGCCUAGGAAUCACUCCUCCUUCCAACGUCACUGACCUUAAGGAAUCAAGUGGCAGCAGGAGGGCCAGGGUUCUCUAUGACUAUGAUGCCGCAAACAGUACGGAGUUGUCCCUUCUGGCAGAUGAGGUGAUCACUGUGUUCAGCGUCGUUGGCAUGGAUUCAGACUGGCUAAUGGGGGAAAGGGGAAAUCAGAAGGGCAAAGUGCCAAUUACCUACUUAGAACUGCUCAAUUAAAUAGGUGGACUAUGAAAAACCUACUCAUCAUGACAUCGUAUUUAUAUAUAAAUAACUAAAUAAAGCAGGUUUAAGUAUCUUCCAUGGUAAUGUCUUAAGAGACUGGAAAACAAAAACAAAAUCCCAGCCAUCAGAGACCAGCCCUUCUGACAAUAAAGUUGCAUGGUAAAUAUUUCAUUAAGAGUUUGUUAGCGCUUUCAUGCCAAGAAUGUUUUCUUAUAAAAUUCUCUUUCUACUGAGAUUUCACUAAUAAGCUGCUUCUACUUUUGAGCCCCAACUUAAAGCAGAAGAACUGUUUUCUACUGAAUUUUUCACUAACUACAAGUUUUUUCU
Molecule: messenger RNA, 1468 nt
Organism: Fukomys damarensis (Damara mole-rat)
Lineage: Eukaryota; Metazoa; Chordata; Mammalia; Rodentia; Bathyergidae
Gene: Sh3glb1
Product: SH3 domain containing GRB2 like, endophilin B1
Exons: 10
Coding region: 104-1135 (343 amino acids)
Biological process (GO): membrane organization
Cellular component (GO): membrane; cytoplasm
Molecular function (GO): protein binding
Source: RefSeq, a predicted model, not a curated record